This is a messenger RNA of Oxyura jamaicensis (ruddy duck), 2750 nucleotides long. It is a transcript of the gene PIP5K1C, whose product is annotated as phosphatidylinositol-4-phosphate 5-kinase type 1 gamma. Gene Ontology annotation, molecular function: phosphatidylinositol kinase activity. The annotation marks the transcript as partial. The transcript is spliced from 18 exons. NCBI's taxonomy places the organism in Eukaryota, Metazoa, Chordata, Aves, Anseriformes, Anatidae. Gene Ontology annotation, biological process: phosphatidylinositol metabolic process. The record is from RefSeq and is a predicted model, not a curated record.
UUUUUCUCCUCAGGUCUGGCACCAAAGAAAGCAGCCAUCACUGAGGGACCAUCGCUUCCAGGACAGCCUGGCCAAGGAAAGAAGAUAGGUCAUCGAGGCGUUGAUGCUUCUGGUGAAACCACUUACAAAAAGACCACUUCAUCCACUCUGAAGGGGGCCAUCCAGCUAGGGAUCGGAUAUACCGUCGGCAAUCUGAGCUCCAAGCCGGAGAGAGAUGUCCUGAUGCAGGACUUCUACGUGGUGGAGAGCAUUUUUUUCCCAAGUGAAGGAAGUAAUCUUACCCCAGCUCACCAUUACGCUGACUUCAGGUUCAAAACCUAUGCACCAGUGGCUUUUCGGUACUUCCGAGAACUCUUUGGGAUUCGUCCAGAUGAUUAUUUGUAUUCAUUAUGUAACGAGCCUCUGAUAGAGCUGUCGAACCCUGGUGCCAGUGGCUCUCUCUUCUAUGUCACCAGCGAUGAUGAAUUCAUCAUAAAAACUGUGAUGCACAAGGAAGCUGAAUUCCUCCAGAAGCUCCUUCCUGGCUACUACAUGAACCUGAACCAGAAUCCACGGACGCUGCUGCCAAAGUUUUAUGGACUGUACUGUGUGCAAUCAGGGGGCAAAAAUAUCCGCGUGGUUGUGAUGAACAACAUUCUGCCUCGUGUGGUGAAAAUGCACCUGAAAUUUGACCUGAAAGGCUCAACCUAUAAGCGCCGGGCAUCCAAGAAGGAAAAAGAAAAGUCCAGCCCCACAUACAAAGACCUCGACUUCAUACAAGACAUGCCCGAGGGCCUGAUGUUGGAUGCGGACACCUUCAGUGCGUUGGUGAAGACAUUGCAGCGAGACUGUCUGGUGUUGGAAAGUUUUAAAAUCAUGGACUACAGCCUCCUGCUCGGGGUUCAUAACAUAGACCAGCAAGAACGGGAGCGGCAGUCCGAGGGAGCCCACAGCACGUCGGAUGAGAAGCGCCCCGUGGGGCAGAAGGCACUUUACUCCACGGCCAUGGAGUCCAUCCAGGGGGGGGCUGCCCGGGGGGAGUCCAUAGACACAGAUGACACGAUGGGAGGAAUCCCAGCAGUGAAUGGCAAAGGAGAGCGUCUCCUGCUCCAUGUAGGAAUAAUAGAUAUUCUUCAGUCAUACAGGUUCAUCAAGAAGCUGGAACAUACCUGGAAGGCCCUUGUCCAUGAUGGGGACACAGUGUCAGUACACAGGCCCAGCUUUUAUGCAGAGAGAUUCUUCAAAUUCAUGACCAACACGGUGUUUCGAAAAAAUUCCUCUCUGAAGUCAUCUCCCUCAAAGAAAGGGCGUAGUGCCUUGCUAGCUGUCAAGAUGCCUGGUCCAACAGCCGCGUUCUCAGCUAGCCAGCUCCCCUCUGAAAAGGACGAAACGCAGUACGAUCUCCGUGCAGCCAGGAGCUACCCCACCCUUGAUGAUGAAGGCAGGCCAGACCUGCUCCCCUGCACACCUCCUUCCUUUGAAGAAGCUACCACGGCCUCCAUAGCCACAACACUCUCUUCAACAUCUCUCUCUGUUCCUGAGCGAUCCCCCUCGGAGACAUCUGAGCAGCCCAGGUACAGGAGGCGCACACACUCCUCAGGGCAGGAUGGCAGGUCACACGAGGAGGUGCGGGUUGAAGAGGAGCUUCAGCAGAUCAGCGUAGAGCUGGAACCCAAGUGUGAUGUUGAGAUCGUAGCUCCUGAAGAAGACGACAAAGAAGAGGCGGCUUCUUCAGCCUGUGCCAUUGGAACAUCCACGGCUACGAUAGAGGUGGAGACGGCCAGCCAGGCCUCUGAACCAGCCAGCCAGGCCUCGGAUGAAGAUGAUGUGCCAGUCACAGACAUUUACUUUUUCACAGAUGGGAGGUACUGGAUUUACUCCCCCCGUCAGCGCAGACUCCGAACCACCUCGCUUUCCUCGGGGACUCCGACAGACGAGAGGAGUUGGGUUUACUCCCCGCUCCACUAUAGCGCUCAGCUCCACUCUGUCUCCGAUGAGGAGAGCGAUACAUAAUCUCUAUGCAGACACAGAAGCCCCAGAGAGCAGCGAUUCCCUCUGCAGGUCGAUGUGUUCCCUUUUCGUUGAUGCAGCCGUUCCAGUGGGAUGGGGAAGAGCUUGCCGACACCAGUAUUGCUGCACUGCAGGAUCCCGGGCACUGCAUUUCAGAACGGAGCAAAACUAUAAGCAUCUAUUUCUACUUACCCCAGAUGUGGGCAGCAAAGAAACCACCCACUCACCCACAGCUCCCAACGGAGACAUCCAGCUGGGUGUAGAGAAUCCUGGGUAGUAACACAGUGUUUUCCAGAUGUGCACUACCGUAGCUACCUAUCCAUGUGUAAUACUGUGAACCUUUUUAAUUUUUUAAUCAUGUAUUUAUUUCUUUUAUCUUUGCACAGAGACAGCACAAAUGUGCUUUUUUAAACAUUUAGUUUACUGCACUUUUUUUUUUUUUUUUUUUUUUUGGUUGUCAUAUGUUUGUGCAUCAGAAAGGAGUGUGAGACCUCACUGGAGAAUUGGUAGGAGCACGUUGCUGGGGAGGGCAGGGACCGGAGGCAGCAGCGUGGUCUGACCAACUGAUGGAGUCGGGAGGUGUAAGGCUGUCCAGGCUCUGCCACGGUUUUGCCGAGUGACCUAAGGCAAGUCACUUAACCACUCUGUGCCUCGGUUCCCCUGUGCUGAUGGGUGUGCAGUUCCCACUUCCGUUCAAGCACUUAAAGCCUGGGAUGAAAGGUGCUAUGUAAAUGCCAUGUAUUAAAGGCCAUUGAGUAGAA